Messenger RNA from Vanderwaltozyma polyspora DSM 70294, 723 nucleotides. It is a transcript of the gene IAH1, whose product is annotated as isoamyl acetate-hydrolyzing esterase. The record is from RefSeq and is a predicted model, not a curated record. Gene Ontology annotation, molecular function: hydrolase activity, acting on ester bonds. The transcript has a single exon. The coding region runs from base 1 to 723 and encodes 240 amino acids. Lineage: Eukaryota; Fungi; Ascomycota; Saccharomycetes; Saccharomycetales; Saccharomycetaceae.
AUGAGUUUACAGUACAAGAAAUUUUUAUUAUUUGGUGAUUCAAUUACUGAAUUUUCAUUCAAUUCAGGAAUGGUUGAAGAUGUUGAAUCAUUUUCAUUUGGUUCAGCAUUAACCAAUGUCUAUACUAGGAAAAUGGAUAUUAUGCAAAGAGGGUUCUCUGGGUAUAAUUCUAGAUGGGCCUUAAAAAUUUUACCUAAGAUUCUUGAAACAGAAGCUAAUUCUAACAUUGCUAUGGGAUUCAUCUUUUUUGGUGCUAAUGAUUCAUGUCUAGGUGGUCAUCAAAGGGUUCCUCUUGAAGAAUUUGUAGAAAACAUUACAAAGCUGGUUCAAAUGAUGAAAUCAAGUGGGAUCAAGACCAUUUUGAUCGGUCCAGGACUAUACGACAAGGAGAAAUGGGAAUCCAUAAAACCAGAUGAUAUAGCUGAAGGCCGUGUACGUUCACAAGAAGAAUUUAAGAAAUAUUCAGAUGCAGGAGAAGCCAUUGCCAAAGCUGAAAAUGUACCAUUUGUAAAUUUAAACAAAGCUUUUAGAGAACAAGGUGGAGACAAAUGGCAAGAUUUAAUGAUGGACGGUAUCCAUUUUUCAGGUAAAGGUAGUUUAAUAUUCUACAAUGAAUUGUUAAAGACAAUUCGUGAAAAUUAUCCAGAAUACGCACCAGAAAAUAUAGAAUACAAAUUACCAAAUUGGAGUGAUGUUAAACCAGAUGGAUCCAAUAUCAACUAG